Molecule: messenger RNA, 1770 nt
Organism: Microthlaspi erraticum
Lineage: Eukaryota; Viridiplantae; Streptophyta; Magnoliopsida; Brassicales; Brassicaceae
Source: the annotation of a GenBank genome assembly
AUGGAAAUUCCUCCGCGGCCUCCGCCGGAGACGGAAGCCUAUACACUAACCACCUCUUCAGUCUCCUACGUGAAACCCAAAACCUCUCUCUCUCUCCUCCGCUUUGCCGCGACUGAGCCACCCUCCUUUAUCCUUCGCAACAUCACUCUCACCGCUCAUCCCUCCGAGAUCCUCGCCGUCGUUGGCCCUUCCGGCGCCGGAAAAUCAACUCUCCUCGACAUUCUCGCCUCUAAAACCUCCCCAACAUCCGGCUCAAUCCUCCUUAACUCUAUUCCCAUCAACCCUUCCUCUUAUCGGAAAAUCUCCUCUUACGUUCCUCAACAUGACUCUUUCUUACCUCUCCUCACCGUCUCCGAGACUUUCUCUUUCGCCGCUCGUCUAUUGCUCCCAGACCCAUCAAACGCCUCUCAAACCGUAACCUCUCUUCUCUCAGAACUCAACCUAACACACCUCUCCAACACAAGACUUGGACAGGGCUUGUCUGGUGGCGAGAGAAGAAGAGUUUCUAUAGGUUUAAGCCUACUUCAUGACCCUUGCUUUCUCCUCCUUGACGAACCCACUUCCGGCUUAGACAGUAAAUCUGCUUUCGACGUUGUUCACAUCCUCAAGUCUAUUGCGGUGUCAAGAAAACGUACAGUGAUCUUGUCCAUUCACCAACCUAGCUUCAAGAUUCUCACUAUCAUAGAUCGCCUGCUACUUCUUUCGAAAGGAACUGUUGCGUACCAUGGAAAUCUUGACUCCCUCGAAGGUUUCUUGCUCUCCAAGGGAUUCACCGUCCCUCCGCAGCUAAACUCUCUCGAAUACGCCAUGGAAAUACUUCAAGAACUUGGAGGAUCCGACGGAAACACUGACGUCAUCGCUCUUCCUUCGACAGAGAACCGAAGACGGAGAGAGAAACAGAAUAUUGUUCGGUAUAGAACAUCAAGAAUCACCGAGAUAAGCCUUCUUUCGAGAAGAUUCUGGACGAUUAUUUACCGGACAAAACAGUUGCUUCUGACCAAUGCAUUAGAAGCCCUUGUAGUUGGUCUUGUGCUAGGAACGAUCUACAUCAACGUUGGAAUUGGAAAAGAAGGAAUCGAGAAAAGAUUCGGCCUUUUCGCCUUCACGCUCACAUUCCUCCUAUCUUUAACAACCGAAACCCUACCAAUCUUCAUCAACGAGCGUCCGAUUCUUCUCAGAGAGACUUCAAGUGGCGUUUACAGACUCUCCUCUCACAUUCUCGCCAAUACACUCGUUUUCUUGCCAUACUUGUUUGUUAUCUCAGUCAUUUACUCAGUUUCGCUCUAUUUCCUCGUCGGUCUCUGCCCUACGUGGCAUGCUUUUGGGUACUUCGUUCUCGUGAUAUGGAUCAUUAACCUAAUGGCGAACUCCUUUGUUCUCUUCUUGAGCUCUCUUGCCCCAAAUUACAUUGCGGGAACCUCUCUUGUGACCGUUCUUCUAGCGGCUUUCUUCUUGUUCUCAGGUUACUUCAUCUCCAAGGAAAGUCUGCCCAAGUACUGGCUUUUCAUGUACUUCUUCUCCAUGUAUAAGUAUGCGUUGGAUGCGCUUAUUAUAAACGAGUACUCGUGUUUGGCUUCCAAGUGUUUGGUCUGGUUUGGGGAAGGUCAAGGGAAGAUCUGCUUGGUUACCGGAGGUGUCGUGUUGGAGAAGAAAGGGCUUCAUGAGAAACAGAGGUGGUUUAAUGUUUAUGUUUUGUUAGGGUUCUUCGUACUUUAUCGUGUGUUGUGUUUUCUUAAUCUCCUUAGAAGGAUUUCACGUUCCAAGCGGUAA